Ustilago hordei is the source of this 1365-nucleotide messenger RNA. RefSeq lists its product as uncharacterized. Lineage: Eukaryota; Fungi; Basidiomycota; Ustilaginomycetes; Ustilaginales; Ustilaginaceae. Gene Ontology annotation, cellular component: cytosol. The transcript has 3 exons. The coding region runs from base 1 to 1365 and encodes 454 amino acids. The record is from RefSeq and is a predicted model, not a curated record.
AUGUCGUACAGCACCAACAUCACCCCGAAGACGAACAUCAAAAUCGUUUGCGGAUGCAUAACCUUCGGUGCGCCCGGUGCUGAACAAGCCCGUGUCCAUGACCUUUCCGAUUGUCGCUCAAUUCUUGACAUCUUCGCCUCUCAUGGACACACCGAACUCGACACGGCCCGCAUGUACGGCAUGGGCAGCUCCGAAGAUUACCUUCGUCAACUAGGCUACACAACCCCUUCUUCCUCUCACUCCUUCCUAAUUGCCACCAAAUGCUAUCCCUCCGCACGUAAACCCAAUACCCCAGCCAAAGACAAAUACACCUUCUCUGCCCCUGACAUCACCCGCUCCAUCGGUAACAGUCUCUCCAUCCUCGGUACGGACAGCUUUGACUUGUUCUACGUGUACUCACCAGACCGAGAGACAGAAUUGGAAGAAACACUCCACGCAGUCAACGAAGCUCACAACCUCCCCUCCUCGUAUCGUCCAAUUUCUCUGCUAUGCGUAGCGAGCAAGAUUGCGGAGAGCGUGAUCAAGACUCUCUUACAAUGGGAACUUGAGCGUCGCGGCCUCCUUCGAGACCAAUACAACACUGUCCCUGGUAUCUCCACCACACACGCCGUGGUACAUCUGGUGCAUCGAGGCAGAGAUGCCGUUGCAGAGGGAAAACAGGUGGCGUUGAUCAGCAUCGACGUAGGCGGCGCCUUCAACCAGAUCGAACAUUCUGCCUUAGUAAAGCGACUGCUGGAUCUCAAUCUUCCCGACAUUGCUCACUGGAUUCGUCUUUGGCUCCUUCUGCACCCAGAUCGCAACCUCAGCCAACAAAUCCACCUCGACGACGUCAGCCUCAUUCUUCUACAGAGCCCCCUCCAAUCGAUAUCACCACGGAUGAAGCUCCUGAAGAUCCACCGUCUCACAAUCCUGACAUCACAAUCAUCUCGGACAACAGCGACGACUCCAUCAUCUUCGGGCAUUCACCACCUGACACUUCUCGAUCGGCACGACUCAUUGGCCAACUUUACCUCAAAAGGGGGCCGCGAAGGCCUCGCUGACAGGUUCGACCGAACCCAUGCUCAAGGCCAAAUGUACCGUGCUCGUUACUGGCAACAACACUAUUUCGACGCUCUGGACCUUAUUCGUCCGGUUGCUGAAAAGCACGGACUGGGCUUGCCAGAGGUGGCAUUGAGGUGGACGAUGUAUCAUUCUGAACUCAACAAGAAACAUGGAGAUGCCGUUAUUAUCGGUGCUAGUUCGACGAAGUAUAUCGAACAAAAUCUGAAAGACUUUGAAAAGGGACCCCUGCCGGAGGAGGUGGUGCGGAAGGUGGAUGAGGCGUGGAAGAUUGUUGAGCCUAAUGCUCCUCCUUACUACCACUGA